Messenger RNA from Polistes dominula (European paper wasp), 1477 nucleotides. RefSeq names its product RNA-binding motif protein 13 (gene Rbm13). NCBI's taxonomy places the organism in Eukaryota, Metazoa, Arthropoda, Insecta, Hymenoptera, Vespidae. The record is from RefSeq and is a predicted model, not a curated record. Gene Ontology annotation, cellular component: nucleolus; preribosome, large subunit precursor. Gene Ontology annotation, biological process: maturation of 5.8S rRNA; maturation of LSU-rRNA.
UAGCGGUACGACCGAUGGUCGCGCCAUCUAAGUUACUAGAAGGCUAGGGAACCACGCUAGCAAGUGUGGUCACCAGACGAGUACAGUCUGUGCGUAGCCGUCGAGAAGUGUACAACAAAGAAAAGCAAGUCGCAUCCUAACAAUAAAGAUCAUAAAACAAAUUCAGUCUAAUAUUAUCUUUACUAUAGAGAAACCCUCUACACUAAUCUUGACUGUUUCGCCAUCUGUCAAAGAUAUUUAUAAAACAUUCAUUGAAAUCCUAACCUAUUCGUGCAAUCUGCAGAUAUGCUAAGAAAAGUAUUUAUAUCCUAAGGCAAAAUGCAGCACGACGAUGUUGUUUGGAGUAUAAUCAAUAAAUCCUUUUGUUCAUUUAAAGUGAACACCAAAACACAGAGAUUUUGUAGAAAUGAAUAUAACCUAACUGGAUUAUGCAGCCGGUCAUCAUGCCCUCUUGCAAAUAGUCAAUAUGCAACCAUUAGAGAAGAAAAUGGUAUUAUUUAUUUGUAUAUGAGAACUGCUGAAAGAGUACAUUUUCCAAAGAAUAUGUGGGAGAAAGUAAAACUUUCCAGAAAUUUUGAAAAAGCUAUCUAUCAAAUCAAUGAGAAUUUAUUGUAUUGGCCAGGUUUUAUAAAAGCAAAAUGCAAACAAAGAUUUCUUAAGAUAACUCAAUACCUCAUACGUAUGAGAAAACUUAAAUUAAGGAGACAGAAGAAAAUAGUACCACUUUCUAGGAAAAUUGAAAGACGUGAAAGACGUAGAGAAGAAAAGGCUCUUAUUGCUGCAAAAGUAGAAAACGUUAUCGAAAGGGAGCUUAUGGAAAGAUUGAAACAAGGAGUUUACAAUGAAAUUUACAACUUCCCGCAAAAAGUAUUUGAUAAAGCUAUAGAAACUGUUGAAGUUGAAGGUGAAGAUGAGAGUGAAGCGGAAAGCGAAAUGGAAGAGGAGAGAGGAAAUAUUGAAAAGGAAGUAGAAGUGGAAUUGGAAGCAGAUGAAAGGAGAGCAAUAGCUAAUGGACCAAGAUACGUAGAAGCAGAUAGUGAUGAUGAGGAUGAUGAUGAUGAUGAUGACGAAGAAUACAAUUUUAAUGAAGCAUCUAUGGAUGAAGAUAGCGAUUCUGGUCAAAAGGAAUUAACUGAAUUAUCUGAUAGUUUUGAAUCAGACACUGAAGAUAUUGAGGAAAUUGUGCCAUCAACGAGUAAAGCAAAACGAUCGAAAACUACAGAUAAGAAAUCUCAAAAGAAGAAAAGAUUACGUCCAAGAAUUGAAAUUGAAUAUGAAAUUGAGAAUGAACCUCCUUUAAAACAAAAAGUAUAGAAAAAUAUUCAAAAUAAUUCUUUUAAUUAUAUUUUCAAUAAACUAAAUUAAGUAAGUUCAUGAUUGUUUACAUUAUUAUUGUACCUUUAACUUUAAUAAUGUUUAAUUUUUUCUUAUAUCUUUCAAUGUACAUAAUCAUGGACUGUUUCUUUUAAAAAUUAUU